CUCUGUUGUUCACAACUUACACGUAUGUUCAUGCAUUUACUGAAGGUUUAAACAUCAAAAAGCUAUGUCAAUUUGCCACCUUUUUUGCAGCUAUUAUGUAACUUUUGUUGAUGUUCAAUUUAACUUCAGUUAGUGUAUGUUUAAUCAAAGCUGAAGCCAGUUGUCUAAUCAAGUUUAGCUUAUGCCAUGCCUUUUGUCAAACCUUAGCACAUGUAGCUUGCUUGCUUUAGAACCAAACUUCAAAAAAAUUAAUAGAAAAAAUAAAAAUAAAACUCUGGAUUUGAGCCUAAGUUGACAUUUCUGGAAGAUUAUUUCUCCUUCACUCAAUCGAAAGUUCGAUUUUUUUUUUUAAGGUCUUUUGCUGUUAAAACCAGCAAUAGACAUUUAGAAUGUGCAGUGCUCAUGUGACAGAUUUGAUUGCUUUAUAGUUUGCUUGGCAAUUAAACUUUUUGUAUUGUCUUUUCUCUGCUUUUAGCCGAAUUCUGUAAAAAAUGGAAGCAGAAAUGAUGUAUACAGCAAAAGAGAAAACCGCGCGAAGCAUACUUGUUAAUAAACCAAAUCAAGCCAUUGUGAUUAUGAUUGCAAGUAGUGUUGGAAUCGUGUUCGGCUUUUUCAUUGGAGUCUCCUUUCACACACUUCCAUUAACUAAGAUAAAUAUCAGUUCGGUUAUUCUCCAUGGUCCUGAAAACAGAAUCGCGAACGAUAUAACAAAGAUUUGGGUGCCGACAAAUCCGAGAGGCGCCGAGAGAUUGCCUUCAGGUAUUGUUGCAUCCGAAUCGGAUUUAUAUUUACGCAGAUUGUGGGGCCUACCUAGACAGGACUUGGACAAUAAGCCGAAAUAUCUGGUGACUUUUACUGUUGGUUAUGAUCUAAGGAACAAUAUCGACAAGGCAGUGAAAAAGUUUUCAGAUAAUUUCACGAUUGUUUUGUUUCAUUACGAUGGGAGAACUACCGAAUGGGACGAUUUCGAAUGGUGGUACGCGAAAAGAUUUCUACAUCCGGACAUUAUAGCCCCUUAUGACUAUAUAUUUGUUUGGGACGAGGAUCUUGGAACCGAGCAUUUUGAUGCUGAAGAAUAUAUCAAGAUUAUCAGAAAAUAUGGUUUGGAGAUUUCGCAGCCCGGUUUGGAGCCGAAUAAGAAAAUGCCUUGGCAGAUGACUAAAAGGCGAACCGACUCUGAAGUUCACAUGGGAGCAGAGGAGAAGCCAGGUUGGUGUUCAGAUCCUCAUUCGCCUCCUUGUGCAGCGUUUGUAGAAAUCAUGGCUCCUGUCUUCUCUCGGGAUGCAUGGCGUUGCGUGUGGCAUAUGAUUCAGAACGACUUGGUCCACGGAUGGGGUCUCGAUUUUGCCCUCCAAAAAUGUGUCGACCCUGCCUAUGAAAAAAUCGGUGUUGUGGAUUCUCAAUGGAUUGUUCACCAAACUAUACCUUCAUUGGGAAAUCAGGGAGAAGUAGAGAAUGGGAAAUCACCAUACGAAUCGGUGAGACUGAGGUGUCGAAGAGAAUGGAAUAUGUUCGACGCUCGUCUGAAGAAUGCCGAAAAGGCCUAUUACCGUUCACUCGGGAUUGAUCCUUCCAAUAAUAACACAGGGCAGAGACAUAAGCUACCAUGAAUGAGAGAUAUAGCACAAAACAGAACACCAAUAUUUUUUUUUUCUUUUUUCGUUAUUUAAGAGAAAGAUUAUUCAGUUGAACAAUAAUAUCAAUAGUAUUUAUGCUUUUUGGUUACAUUUAUAUAUAAGUUUCAUUCAACAAGGCACUGCUAGCAAUUCUUUUAUUCUCAUUUCUUUUCUAUAUUUUCCCCACACACAAAGAAGCUUUUUUAUUAAUAAUUUUAAGGAGGUCUUGGUCUUGUGUACUAGCCAAAAAAAACCUCGUACGUGUAUGCCCAAAACGCCCCUUAGUCGUCGAUCCCCUUGCAGUCCCACGUGGCGGGUACUCGGUUAUGGGCCCCACGGUCAAACUGCCCGUAACUGUUCUCAUAAAACUGCUUUUCUUCCUGCUGCUCGUAAAAUGUUUCGGCAUAAUUACCUCCUCCAACACCAUGCUUGUUGUAGCCAAAGUGAUUGGGCUUGUUGUAGCCAAAGUGAUUGGGCUUGCAGUGGUCCACGGG
Molecule: messenger RNA, 2110 nt
Organism: Striga asiatica
Lineage: Eukaryota; Viridiplantae; Streptophyta; Magnoliopsida; Lamiales; Orobanchaceae
Source: the annotation of a GenBank genome assembly